Aspergillus uvarum CBS 121591 is the source of this 1399-nucleotide messenger RNA. RefSeq lists its product as uncharacterized. The transcript has a single exon. Gene Ontology annotation, molecular function: 4-hydroxybenzoate polyprenyltransferase activity. Gene Ontology annotation, biological process: ubiquinone biosynthetic process. Bases 339 to 1208 code for a protein of 289 amino acids. Gene Ontology annotation, cellular component: mitochondrial inner membrane. Lineage: Eukaryota; Fungi; Ascomycota; Eurotiomycetes; Eurotiales; Aspergillaceae. The record is from RefSeq and is a predicted model, not a curated record.
UGUGACUUUCAGAUCUUGAUCUCCUCUGCUGCUUCCAUGAUUGAGAGAAAGAUGUGAAUUCGAUACUUAUUGAGUUUAAUGUCGUCUGGGACAAGCCACCCUGAACAACAGUUGAACAACAGUUCUACCAGAGGGGUAUAUGUACGAGGCUAGCCUCCUGGCUUCUCGAAGAUUGGCCUCUUGCUAACAGCAUGUUAGAGGCGGGAUAGCCAUUUUCUACCACCAAAUCAUGCGCAUGCAUUUGGUUCCAUAAUGACGAUGUCGCUCUCAUCUUGGAGGUCCUAUCUCGAGCUCACGCGGCUGAACCAUCCUCUCGAUGCAAUCGUGCUUUACUCUCCAUGUACCACCAGCGUCGUCCAUGCGGCCGCUGUAUCCCACUGGCAGACCCUUCCUCUGCCCCUAGUACUUCGGUGCCUAAUCGGAUAGCUACCAAUCUCUGUGCUCCAGGCAAUCUCCAAACACCAUCAACGAUAUCCUUGACCAAGACCUGGACCGGAAGGUGUCUCGGUGCCGAAUCGGCCCCUGGCCCGGGGAGCUCUAUCUACAACCCAAGCCAGUAUCUUCGCUGCAGUCCAAGCGGUAGCGCUCGUUCUUCUCUCCGCCUGGGCUCUUCUCCGCGCAUUCCAGCUUAUCCUAUCGUGGCUGUCGUUUGCAGCUGUAUUUACCCGCUUGGGAAGCGUGUCACCAACUACUCGCAGGCCAUUCCCGGGGCCAUGUUUGCCGCGGGCUUCCUCUGGGGGUACGAGUCCACUGGGCUUCGUCUGGCGUCCCAGGCUCAUAUGGUGAAGAUUUCCGCGGGCAGCAUGAUGGGGGUCCUUUGCUUGUGGGUUGUGAUGCUCGAUGUGAUCUAUGCAUUUCAGGACGUCGCGGAUGAUCCCAGCGCAGGGAUUUGGAGCAUGAGCUUCCGAUUCCAGAAUUCGAGUCAGCGGCUCUUUAUGGUCUUGGGGAUAUUGUACACGACAUUCUUUUUUGGUGAGUGGGGUUGCUGCAAGUCUGGGCCGAUAUUCUGUUGUUGUUGCCGGGUGCGCGGCGGCAACGCUGUUCGUCAACCUGGGCUGGGUGGAUAUCACGUCCAGGGCGAGUUGCCGGUGGAGGGGGUUUCCGUUGACGGCGGAAAUUGUGUUUUUGGGACUGUUUGGGAUUGCGUGUCCGAGAGGUUCGCAGUUGGCACAGCUGCUGCGUCAACGUGUUUGGUGUCGCCGGUGUAGGAUACAUGCCUGCAACUGUAUUCUCGGUCCAAAGAAUACUAUAAAAGAUCUUUGCUAUACUAUAUACCUUUAUCGAGAUACAAUCUAAACCAUCGUAUACAAUCUGCACAUUUAUCAUGCCACGACAUUCAAGGCCUCUGCAACCUCCCCAACCCUCAACCCCUCACCCUCGUCGCCCUAAGAAACUCAUA